This is a messenger RNA of Aaosphaeria arxii CBS 175.79, 1497 nucleotides long. Its product is annotated as general substrate transporter. Gene Ontology annotation, cellular component: membrane. Gene Ontology annotation, molecular function: carbohydrate:proton symporter activity. The record is from RefSeq and is a predicted model, not a curated record. Gene Ontology annotation, biological process: carbohydrate transport; transmembrane transport. NCBI's taxonomy places the organism in Eukaryota, Fungi, Ascomycota, Dothideomycetes, Pleosporales. Bases 1 to 1497 code for a protein of 498 amino acids. The transcript has 5 exons.
AUGUCACCGUUUCAAUACGGUAUUGACUUUGGUUUGAUCGGUGGUCUUCAGGCCAUGCCUGGCUUUCUUGAAAUCUAUGGCCACAAAGACCCCACCAGCCCGAUCGGAUACAACAUCUCUCCUGGCCGCCAGCAACUAAUCUCCUCCCUCAUGACACUGGGCGCCUUCAUCAGCUCUUCCAGCGCCGGUAUCUUCGCAACAUGGCUCGGUCGCAUUCCCUGUCUGUGGAUGGCAUGCGCACUGUGCUGCGCGUCCAAUGUGAUCAUGAUGAGCACCACCAACAUGCACGGCCUAUACGCGGGUCGCUUUCUCAUCGGAAUCGCCAACGGCUGGUACAUGACCUUUUCGCAGCUGUACAUUCAGGAGAGCUCUCCGGCUCGAUAUCGCGGUCUGCUUAUCGCUGUGUUCCAGUUCUGGACAAGCAUCGGCACGCUCAUCGGAACCGUCGUCGAUAAUUCGACGCAUUCUAUCCCUGGAAGGGAGUCGUAUCUCAUUCCUCUGGGCAUCAUCUAUAUUGUUCCAGUCUUCAUGGCGGUCGGGAUGUUCUUCAUCCCCGAAUCGCCCCGCUGGCUGUUGCUCCAGGAGAAGACCGACAAAGCACGGAAGAGUCUACUAUGGAUGCGUCCGAAUAAGGAUGCCGUUGAAGCGGAGAUGGCAGAUAUCCAGUCGGCGAUCUACGCUGAGAAGGAAGCUGCUAGCUCUGCAUCAUUCAUCGACAUCUUCAAGAAUCCUGUCGACAGGAGACGUACUUUGCUUGCCGUGGGCGCCAUUUCAACGCAAGCUGCAUCUGGCGCUAUGUUCAUGAUUGCAUACGGAACAUACUUCUUCGAGAUGGCCCACGUCGGCAACGCCUUCCAAAACACAUGCAUUCUCACCGCUGUCGGUGUCGUCGUCAUCAUAAUCAACAGCUGCGUCAUCUCUAAGAUCGGCCGUCGCCGCGUGUUCCUCAUGAUCGGCAUGACAGUCUGUGCGAUAUCACAAUUCAUUGUCGCCGCCGUGUAUCACGUCAAACCAAACACCGUCGGAACUGGAAAGGUCAUCAUAGCCAUGUCCGUCAUCUACAUCUGCGGAUACAAUGGAAUGGUCGCGACAUACGCCUGGCUCGCUGGAGGUGAAAUACCAUCGCAGCGUCUUCGCUCAUACACUUUUGGUAUCGCCGCUGCUGUUGGCUUCGCGGGUGCAUGGCUCGCCACGUUCACCGCGCCCUAUUUCAUCAACCCCGACGCGCUGAACUGGGGACCUGAAUACGGUUGGAUCUGGGGCCCCUCGUGCUUGAUCACCGUAGCGUGGAUCUGGAUGUACCUCCCCGAGAUCAAGAACAGGACUCUCGAGGAGAUUGACGAGAUGUUUGAGGCGAGGCUGCCCGCGAGGAAGUUUAGGAAGUAUGUUUGUACCGGGCGACAUGUUUCAGAGGAGAAGUUGGCGAGGAAGAGCACGGAGGAGCAGGUUUGGUCGAGUGAGAAGGCGGUUGCGGAGGCGGCGGUGCAUAUUGAGUGA